AUGGCGGACCCGAUUAUUAUCGAUCCACAGCCAGAUACUGAUCUUAUGAUACAACAUCUCCACGGUUUCACCGAGGAAUUUACAAAGCUUCCAAACGUACCGGCGCUGGCUGAAGGCAAUGCUAUUCAACAGCUUACCGCUCAAGUCAACGCUCAAUUCGCUCAAGUCAACGCUCAAAUAAACGCUCAAUUCGCUCAAAUCAACGCUCAAAUGAACGCUCAAUUCGCUCAAGUCAACGCUCAAUUCACUCAAGUCAACGCUCAAUUCGCUCAAGUCAACGCUCAAUUCGCUCAAGUCAACGCUCAAUUCGCUCAAAGAUUUGAUCAGCUUGAUAACAAAAUUGAUACGCUCGCUAUUCGAGUCGUCGCAAAUGAUCAUAACGCCUCAGCUCGAGUUCAAAACUCUUAUCUUACGAGAUCCUCCGAUGGACUUACACCACUAAUGAGUCCAUUGACUAAUACCUUGAUCGAAUGGUUUCCUAUGAAAUCUAGUGAUAUUCCGAAUAUGGAGGAUCAGGGGCUUGAUACUAUCCUACAGGAGUUGGGUUUACCUACAAAUGGAGGAAGAGAAGCUAAAGAGAAACGUUUGAGACAGUCCAUCGGUCUUCGACCUAGACCAACUGGUGCAUGAAUUCUAUAAGCUGUACGGAGUAUCAUUCGACCAUGUACAAUUAGUGUGAGCUCAGAGCAGUUUUCACAUUCCUUUAGCUGCUAAGCCCUCACAAUCCACGGGCGGCGGCUGCAAUACAUGCUAGUCUCCUAUUGAAUGUGACGGUCCAGGCGCUGUCCAUGCUUAUUUCUUA
Messenger RNA from Exophiala xenobiotica, 802 nucleotides. RefSeq lists its product as uncharacterized. The coding region runs from base 1 to 630 and encodes 209 amino acids. The transcript has 2 exons. Lineage: Eukaryota; Fungi; Ascomycota; Eurotiomycetes; Chaetothyriales; Herpotrichiellaceae. The record is from RefSeq and is a predicted model, not a curated record.